This is a messenger RNA of Funneliformis geosporum, 657 nucleotides long. Lineage: Eukaryota; Fungi; Glomeromycota; Glomeromycetes; Glomerales; Glomeraceae. The record is from the annotation of a GenBank genome assembly.
AUGUUUUUUAGAGUUGAGUCAUUUACUCCUGCAGGACGUACUGGUCAUUCAUCCGUUUUUAUUGGAAAUAAAUUAUACUUUUUUGGUGGUGGGAAAAAUGAAAAAUCUUAUUCAGGAAUAUGUUUUAGAAAUUGUUGGGGGACUACAGUUGCAGUAAAUUACAAUAAUAAUGACAUGACAAUAUUCCAUAUUGGAGGAUAUAUGCUUGAUCAUAAUAAUAAAAAUGUUCUUAUCUCAUUAGUACAGACUUUUAAUCCAUUAUCCGGGCAAUGGAAUGCACCUAGAAUUACAGGAGUAGAACCAUUGAGACGAGUAAAUAUUCAAGCUAUCGCUGAUGAUAUUGGAAAAAUUUAUGUUUUUGGUGGAGUUUCUUCAGGAACAGAAAGCGAAUUUUUUGAUGAUAUAAUAAUAUUAAAUGUCAAUGAUUUAAUGUGGUCAUAUGGUUCAAUUGCUAAUCCCGCUUUUAAUCGUGUUUUAUAUACUGCAACGUUAUUAUCAAAUGGUAUGAUUGCAUAUAUUGGAGGUGUUGAAGAAACAACUGAUAAUAUUCAGAAAGGGGGUCUGGAGGGUACUGAUACCCUCCAGAAAAAAUUCUAUGGGUUUGAUACGAAAUCCCAAAGAUCAAAAUCCCAAAGGAUCAUAAUCCCGAAGUCAUAA